CUCACGUUGCACUGUCGCUGGAGCGGUCGGUCGGUGACUCGGGCGCCAGUCAAGGUCGCAAGGGAAACGUUCAGCCCCGUCACUUUUCGGCGGCCGAGGCUCGAUGGCCCAUUCCGCAACAUUCCAGCACCACAGCAAGCCUCACUAACAACCCGCAACCCGUCACCAUGGGAGUGCAGCCUCAGCUUAACCUGCCGCGCAUGCAGGAGCAGGUGACCAAGGUCCGCACGGGCUCACCUGUCGGCAAGCACCACGUCUCGCGCUGGCACCGCCACCACGAGGCGCCCGUGCCCGUGGAGGCUCUGCCCGAGGAAGCUCAGCAGCUCAAGGAGAUGAUCCUGCGUACGCAUAAGGUGAAGCUUACGCGCUUCAGCCUGAGCCACAUGAAGAAGCGAGUUGUUCCCCCCGUCGAUAUCCCCAGGGAGAUGAACAGCCACCGCGCGCUGUCCACCACUGUCGCCGGUCGUAGCGUUCCGCUCACGCGUUGCAUGUGGGACAACACCAAGCGUAGGACGCAUCACAUGGAGCAGAUUUCCGAGUCGUACGCGCUGCACUGCACGCUCUUCCGGUGAGAGCCUCGCAGCUGGCAUUCAAUAGUACAAGCGUCCAACAGUAUGCAGCAAUAGCGAAGA
This is a messenger RNA of Phytophthora infestans T30-4, 632 nucleotides long. RefSeq lists its product as uncharacterized. The record is from RefSeq and is a predicted model, not a curated record. The transcript has a single exon. NCBI's taxonomy places the organism in Eukaryota, Oomycota, Peronosporomycetes, Peronosporales, Peronosporaceae. Bases 168 to 572 code for a protein of 134 amino acids.